Messenger RNA from Polistes canadensis, 1794 nucleotides. RefSeq names its product transcription termination factor 3, mitochondrial (gene mTerf3). Gene Ontology annotation, biological process: mitochondrial ribosome assembly; regulation of DNA-templated transcription. The transcript is spliced from 2 exons. Lineage: Eukaryota; Metazoa; Arthropoda; Insecta; Hymenoptera; Vespidae. Gene Ontology annotation, molecular function: double-stranded DNA binding. Gene Ontology annotation, cellular component: mitochondrion. The record is from RefSeq and is a predicted model, not a curated record. Bases 139 to 1338 code for a protein of 399 amino acids.
AUUUAAUUUUUAGUGUAUAAACAUGUGUGUGCCUUCAGAAAUGCAUUUAUACAUAUAUUUUAAAAAGUAAAGAGGGUUAGAAAGAAGAAAAGUUAUUUAACAACUUAAGUUAAUUUACAACUAUAUAUUGUUAUCAAAAUGUGGUCUAUACGGUGUUAUGUCAGCCUUAGUAAUGCAAAACAAAUUAAAGUCAUAACAAAUAUUUUUAAAAAACAAUUUCUGUCAAAAAAUAGAAAUAUAAAUAACUCGAUUAAUCCCAAUGCACAUUUUUCAACGAUUGAAUCUAAACCUGAGGAAAGAGGUUAUGUUGAAAAAGCAUUGAAUUUAGAAAAUGAAGUUAUACCUGUGCAAAGUUUACAAGAAACUCAAUCAAACAGUUCUGAUUGGAUUCAAAAGACAAUAACUAAUGUAGAUGAUUUAAGUAUUUAUGAUGAGUAUAUCAAAUUACCUAAAGCUUUGGACUUUUGUAAUGAAGACAUUUCUCAUAUUGGAAAUUAUCAACUUCCUAGUUAUAAUAUAGCAAAAUAUGCAAAUAGUUCUGAAACUAUUCAAAGAUUAAUAAAGCUUGGUGUAAAAUUAUAUGAACAUGAAACUGACGUAGAACUGAUGGAAUUUUUGUUGAGUAAAGAUUUUGAAAAAGAUCUGUUUCCAUAUAUAAGAUUCUUACAUGAUUGUGGUGUACCUGGUGAAUAUUUAGGUGAAUUCUUCACUAAAAAUCCAUAUCUAUUUAAAGUGGACAUGGAUGAUUUACAUACGAGAAUAAGAUAUUUGAGAUUUCAUCAGUUCAAUAUAAAUAUGAUCAAAACAAUCAUUUGCUUUAAUCCUAAAUGGUUAAAUUUUUCCACUAAGAUUAUAGAUACUAGGCUAGGAUAUUUUCAAACUACUUUUUGUCUCAAUGGAAAAGAAGUAAGACAAUUGACAACUAAAAAUUCAAAAUUAAUAACAUACAAAAUGAAUCACAUAAGAGAAAAUACAUUUGUUGUCAAAGAAUUAAUGGGUUUUAAUCGAUACGAAAUGAAAGCGAUACUAUUAAAUCAACCUAAAAUAUGGAUGAAAUGUAAAAAAAAUAUAAUCAGUACAUUUGAUUAUGCGCAUAAUGAGAUGAAAUUAUCUCAUGAAUUUAUUUCAUCUCAACCAUACGUUUUGUUAUGCAGAAAACGUAGAUUAGAGCAAAGGCAUAAGUUUUUGGAAAAGUUGGGUAGAGCGCAGUACGACCCAACUAAACCAAUGUAUGUUUCACUCAUAGCUCUGAUCGGUGGCACGAAUGACCAAUUUUGUCAAAAUGUAGCAAAAACAUCUACAGAGACUUUUGAUUCAUAUCUGAAAUCUAUUAUGUAAGAUAAAAGACCCGACUAUGAGACGGGUUAUGUAAAUGCCCUCAAUACUUCAGGUAAUUAAAAAUAAUUUAGAUUGUAAAUUCUUUUUAUUUUUUUUUAAAUAAAUAAUUUGAUACCUUUUAGAGUAAAAAAUCGCUUUAUAAGCUUAAUUUUAAUACAUAAAAUAAUUUUAUUUAAACAAAAAUUAAUGUGACUUAAGGUACCUACUAUGAGACACUGUAAACGUAACCCAUACCUAGUAUCUCACUCAUUAUGUCCAUGCUUAUGAGACAUAAAAAAAGGAGUGAAUUUAAUUUAAAUUUUCAAUUUUAUUCGAAUAUAACAUUUAAAAUAUAUAUAAUACUUUACAAUUAAGUGCAGUAACUUUUAAAUUGUCUAAAACUUAGAUAUACGUAAAUAUUUAUACGAAAUUAAUAAAUAAAAAUACAUACUUAUCAAAUUGUCAUUAACAUUAAAU